UUAAAGAUCGCUUUCAUCCUUUUCUUUGGUUGGGUUUGACAGUCAAACUGUCACAUUUGCUUAUCUCCCCCCUCAAUUUCUUUAGGCGGAAGCUGUGACACUGGGGGAUGGGAGAGAAAAGGUUUUCAGACUAACAGGAAACACUUUUACAUCUCAGAUGCUGCUGCCUCUACCACAAGCACAUUCUUAAUGAGCAAGUAAGUGGAUGGGCACGGGCCUCUCUCCUCCCUCCAUCUGUGCUGUCUCCUCAUGCUUACAGACCGUUUGUUUGGGACAACGUCGGCACGUCAGCCUGCAAUUUCAGACUCAACCCCGGAGGCUGAAGCGGCUGAGGGCAGGUGACUGGCCUGGGGGAGCUGGUGAGAAGAUAUGGGGUGCUGUAGCAUGAGCGCCCGGCGAGCUGCGUCGGCAGGGGCAUGCCAGGAUGAGGUGGAGCUGCUGGAAAUAGGUGGCAGCAGAAAAUGGUCCAUUUCAGAAGCUCAGAGUGAAGGCUCCCUCCAUCUCAGGGACCCCGUGACCACGACAGAGACAGAAGGUAACCUGAGGCUAGCUGAAGAGGAAGAUUUUCAGGGGAGGAUCAGAGAGCUGAACCCACAGGCAGAAGUGUUGUGGGGGAGAACACGGGAGGAACUAAGGAACUUCCUAUUCACACAGCCCAUCACUGGCUGGGAAGGGAGGAGCAUCCACUCUCUUGGGGAAAUAGUAUGGUCCUCAUUGGUUCUUAUGCGCAGCUGUCACAUGGAGGAGAUGUCUGAACAGUACAUUGUGCUGUUCCCCUUCCAGCUGUUGAUUCUAUCAGUGGAUCACAUGAAGAAGAUGUUUAUCUACCAGGGCCUGCUUCCACUCGCGGGGAUGAGAGUGAGGGAUGUGCCAAGUGACACUGGCUGCAUGUUUGAAAUUACUGGCCCCAUGAUAGAAUCCAGGAUCAUCUCAUGCCUGAGUCCAGCUGAAUUCCACAUCUGGAUUCUCAGCAUCCAGCAGCACAUCAAGAUGGCAAAUGCUCACUGUCCAGCCCACCCCAGCAAUAUCAUUCCUUUCCUGGUUCCAUGUGAUGAGCAGUGGAAGAAACUGAAGUUGAUGAAGCAUCUGUUUUACACCAUCAUUCUGAAGUGGGAAGGGAAACCCAUCCAGCACCUAGGACGGAUACACUACCUGGCCAUGGUGCAGGUGGCUUAUGCCAGCAUGGGGGACUUCGAAGAGAGGCUGCUGGUGCUGUUUCCAGAAGAUCUGGUUUUCCUCUCCGUAGACAGAGAGAGAACCAGCAUUGCGUAUAAGGGAAAACUCCCCCUUGCUGCGAUCCAGGCAAAGGAGAAAUCUGCUGUCCUAGGGAGACUGGAAUUUGAAAUCACAGGAAGCCUGACGGAACCGAUCCUGGUCACCUGCUCCACCGCUGAAGAUUAUGAAAAAUGCCUCUUCUACCUACAAAAGCCUGAGCAAAACCUUGACACUGUGACUGUCCAGCCACCACCAAAGGUGCCAAAGAAAUCGCUGCACCAUUAGAACUAUGGAGCUAUGGAAAAGGCUAGCGCCCAGUGACAGCGCUGACUACAGGGGCCGAACUGAUGGCUAAGGAUGCUGGAGGAGGGAGCCCAUUGGCAAAACUAGAGAUGGACCAGAAACAACUUGAAUCCAAACCCCUUCAGACUGAGAAGACUGAAUUGUGAGUCCUCGAUUUGAACCUACCCUGUGGGGUACGGUCCCUGGCUGGACUCAUUCAUUUGUGCACAGAUUAGCUGCUGUUCCUGAUGGCCUGUUGGAACCUCCUAGAUAUAAUCCCAGUUGAUCAGACUCCUGGGGGAGAAAUCCUUCCUGGUUUGAUCACUUUAUUUAUGGGCUGCUGCUUCUUGGACAGAGAAAUAACCUAAGGUAUUGUGUAAAUAGGAUGACUAAAACCCAUCAGCCCAAGCCUUGUGCAGAAGGGAGCAUUCAUGUUAUAGAGUCAGAGCUUUUAAGGCCAGAUGGGACCGCCCAGUUAUCUAGGCUGACCUCCAGUAUAGCACGGGCCGCCAACACCUGCACACGAAACCCAGCACCCUGAAAGAGACUAAAGUAUCACAGCCCAGAGGAGACUAGACAAGUAUGUGCCACAGGCAGAGAUUAGGAGGGAUGGAGGUGCACCAGUGUCUGAGGCCCCUGAAGAAGUAGGGAAAUAAUCAAGUGUGAUAUACCUGGAUAAUCCUGACUAGUGACCCAUACCCACAUACUGCAGAGGAAGCUGAAACCCCCCCCCCCCGCCCCACGCGGUCACUGCCAAUCUGAGUUGGGGGCAAAUUCCUUCCCGGCCCUACAUAUGGUGAUCAGCUAGACCCUGAGCAUGUGAGCGACAACCAGCCAGCCAAGCAUCUGAGAGAGAGAGAGUGCUCGGUGUCAUGUCAGAGACCUAGCCCUCCCCAGCCAAUGUCCCCUCUCCAGCCAUGGCCAUCCUGUAUGCUUCCAAAGAAAGAGAUUGAUAAAAAGAAAACUGGGAUACAUUGGGGAGCGGAGGGAAUCCCUUCCUGACCCCUGCAGGUGGCUGGCUGAAGCCCUAUGCAUGAGCUUUUAGAUGUAAAUCAGAAGCGACCCAAAGGGCUGCCCAGUCCUGCCCCCCACCCUCACAAGGAACCCCAUCACACAAUCCCACUCAAAAAUUUGUCCAGCUCUCUCUCAGAACUAAUUAAGUUGUUUGCCUCACAGCGCCUAUUGGGAGGCUGUCCCAGGACCUUACUCCUCGGAUGGUUAGAAACUUUCUAAUUCCCAGCCUGAAUUGGUUUAGGGCCAGUUUAGCCCCAUUUGUUCUUGUCCUAACAUUGUCCUUUAUCUUAAAUAGCUCUUCUCCCUCCCUGGUGUUUAUCCUUCCCCCCUCCCCCUUGAUGUAUUUAAAGAGAGUAAUUGGGUCACUUCCCUAGUCCCCAGUUAGUAUGAGGCAGUGGUCCGUGCUAGCUGUGGAUCGGCUCCCUGAAACCACCAGCCUCUGGCAACACGAGCACUCCCGUCCAGGCUUCCACUGGCCUCACGCUCUCUCUCUCUCUGUGGGUUAGCAAUAAGCACACACCGACCUGAGUCCUCUGAGCAUCCCUCUGGAGCAUGCCCCUGGUCCACUGAGGACUCCCAGAACUCUCAGAUGCGUUAUUCCCAAAGGAACAGUGUAAUCUAGCUUGCAAAAUUCAAGUCAGGAGCCCCACUUUACUGAGCACAAUACACUUAGAUAUGUAUAUAUAUAGAGAGAGAAAAAACAAGAAUACGUUUAUUAUUAAAAACAGAGAUUCAAGUGAUCGUGAGUAAGAAUAUUGGACACAAAUAACAAAAUCAUACCAUACUUCCUAGAGCCUAAACUUAACUAACAAUUACAAGGCAUUCCCCUGUCUCCUACAAAAUAGGUUAUCCUGAGUCCUUUCCCCAGUAUUUUCAAUCAAAUGGAUCGAGACCCCCUUUUCACAAAAUCAAGCCUGCUGGCAGCUUGUCUUCAUGGAAGGAGCCCAGGGUUUCUUUCUGCUCCCCCAACUAUACUAGAACAAAUCUUUGAUGGUCACCUUACAAUAGGGUCCUCCCACUUGCCCUGUUUAUCUCUUCCUGCUAAUUUCCUUCUGAAGUCUCUGCCAGCACUUCAAAAACAUUUGACUCAACAUGGUAAUAGAUUGUAUUGUGUGACACACACUACCCUGUGGUCCACCAGGGAGAAGUUUGUCUCAAGACACGCUACCUUUCACUGACCUGCUUUUACCUACAGCCCUAGCAAACAUAUUUUUAGUAUAUAAACACAAUUCCUUACAUAUUCUCUGUCCAUACGUCUCACAAUGAUUAGGAUGACCAGUGCAACACAGGCUUCCAGUAGAGAACUACACCAUCACUUUUGAUGAACCCAUGGGAUCUCUGUGCCCCUGUGUGCCCAUUCCCUGUGCCAGUUGGCAUCAAGAGCAUCCUUGGGUCACAGUAAUCAUAUCUCCUCCUUUUUGCUAGGCCAAACAAGCCAAGUUCUUCCAGUCGCCUCUCAUAAGAUAGGCCCUCCAUUCCUUUGAUCAUCCCAGUAGCUUUUCUCUGCAUCUCUUCUAGUUCGUAUUUAUCUGCCAUGAACAUAGACCUGUCUCUUCCUGGUUUUGGUGUGAAUCUAUUUUAUGUCCUGUCUUGCAGUUCCCUGUACCUCAUCCUCAUUUUUCCUUAGGCUCUGGUCCCUGGCUAUCUCUAUCAUCUCUUACUUUCUUCCGCAGGGACUGGCUUCCCUUCUUUCCUUCCUCACCACCCCACUGUCUGCCUGUUUCUCCUUCUCAUACCCCCGUGCAGCAAACCUGUUACUCAAGCACCACUAGCUAUUCUCUUCCUCUGCUUUGUUCUCAUAGUCAUGUUCUUCCAUGGAUCACCCUCCUCUUCUGGCAUUUCACGCUUCAGGUCCUUUUGUUCAGCAGGUGUCCGCACGUCUCAGGUUGUCUGUGUCACCUGCUCUCUCCUCUCCUGCAUUAUAGAAAUCCUUGUCCGAAUUCCAUCAUCUCCAGGGGCACCUCUAAUCCUUGGAUCUUCUCUGCCAUGAGCUCUGUCAAGCGAAUUUCAUGCAUAAGUAGCUUCCCGGAGAUACCCACUCAAGGUUGACGUACAUUCUGCAGCUUCUGUAUCUGACCAUCUUCUUUGUCUUCUCGCCUCCUCAGAUCACUUCUAGUGCUGCCUCAGUAGCCUUUGCCUUCCUUUCCUAGACCCUAUUCCUAGAAAAAAAGAAAUGGGGGACAACCCAAACUGCCACAGAAAUGCUGAUCUCUGCUGUUAGCUGCUAGCUGUUUGCAGUCAAGUUCACUAGUGUCUGGCUUUUAAACCUAACCAAGCGAGGUCAGCACCUCCCUUUCCAUAUUACAUCCAUAUUUAGGAGCCUAAAGCAAUGACCUGAUUUUUAAAGGUGCUGAGUCCCACAGCUCCUAUUGGCUACAGUAGUAUUGACAACACACAUUACUCAUGUAAGAGCUGAAGGAUUGGGCCCUUAAUUUUUGUUUCAAGAGCUACUCACAGUGUUUCCAGAAGUCAGCGUGAAUUCUCCAUCCAUAAGCCACUGGUCCGGGCUAUCAUCUAUAAUGUUAACUGACCACUCACCGUUUUGUUUCCUGUCAUAAACAACCAAGAGAGCUUCAGGUAACUCAGGAAAUGGUGUCCGUUUCUAAGAAAUUUGCCUUUGGCUCAUAGCUUAAUCAGAGUUCUGGUCUGUUAAUGACAUCUUGUGUAUUUUCCAUAAACAGUAAAAACUGCCUUGAGAGAGGCUUGAGGGAUUGACAAAUAAUAGGUGCUGGACGGAGGUGGCUUUUCUGAUAAAAAGAGAACUACUGAAUGCAAUAUGCUUGAGACAUUCUAGGGGUCACUCUCUUAGGGUCAAGAUAGUUUCCAGGGAGGGUAGUGUCUUGUAUAGAAUCAUAGAACUGGAAGGGACCUCGAGAGGUCAUCAAGGCAGGACUAAGUAUUAUCUUGACCAUCCCUGACAGGUGUUUGUCAAACCUGCUCUUAAAUAUCCCCAAUGAUGGAGAUUCCACAACCUCCCUGCGCAAUUUAUUCCAGUGCUUAACGACUCUGACAGUUAGGAUGUUUUUCCUAAUAUCCAACCUAAACCUCCCUUGCUGCAAUUUAAGCCCAUUGCUUCUUGUCGUGACCUCAGAGGUUAAGAACAAUUUUUCUCCCUCCUCCUUGUAAACAACCUUUAAUGUACUUGAAAAUACUAUACAUAUACUUUUGUAUAGGUGUCAUUGUGUAUUGUAGGGAGAGAGCUCUCUGAACGGAAACCGUAAUGUAUGAAGAUUUCUUUGCCUAGGGACUCUGAACGGGUAACCUUUGUUUUCUUUGAACCACGUCUCAAUCAUCUGUUGCUGAAAUGCCCCAGGAGUUAUAAUCAUGCACAGUUAGGGGUUUCCCCCCUGAAUCAGAACCAUGAGAUGCCAAGAAAUGAACUGAUUUUUUCGUCAAUAAUAAGUCCUUGGGCAAGCAGUUAGAUAGGUAGGAAGUAGAAAUGUUUCUUGAGCCAGGCAUAAAGUGGAUGGGCCACUCUGCAAACUUCCCCCAGGUACUGUAGGUGUGUUCAAUGCAUCAUUACGAACAGACAGUGCCACCUGCUAGUCCAUCAAGAGUUGAGACUGUUCUCCUAGUCCCCAGCCCAUCAAACAGUUUUGCUUCUCUGUCUUGACCAUGUUAGCAUUAUUUAAGCACUGAUCUUCAGCUCUGAUGGUACUAAGUAGCUGGAAAGCUGGCUUUCCCAGCUGCCUGGAAAUCCCCACUUCCUAAAGCAGAGGAGGUGGUGAGAGGGAGGGCUUGUUAGAAUAAUAGAUGAUACUGCUGGGUUGGACUGUUGGCAGAGCUGUUGGAGGGCACAGACAGGGCCAGAUUAAGAUUAUGAGAGGGCCUAAGGCUAAUGGGAGGAAAGGACCUAAGUAUGAAUGACAUUCUUUAUUUAUGUAAAAUUAGCAAGUUUAUUCUACUCUCACGACACUCAAUUCUUCAAACAGAUACUUCUGAGUAAGAGGUAGCAUGAGGGAUGCGACGGUAUCCUUCUUCUGGGCCUCCUUCCUCCGAGCUAGUGGGGUGCUCCUCUGUAUGAGGGUGAACACUGCAACGUCCCCCAUCCUGCUCACCUCUUUCAGCUUUGCGCUUCUACCCUCACCUCUCCUCCUGCACAGUGCAAAGCCAAGCCCUUCAGUGUUUCCCCCAAGCUAUGGCCUUUACACCACACAUCCCAUCUCACUCUGACUGCACUCUGGGAGGUUUUUUGUUAUGUAAAAGAAAACCACUCAGGAGUAAAAUCCACUGAAGUAGAGGAAGUAGUAGUGGGAAAAUGACAUUGGGUGGCAUUGUAUUUUAGGCUGUCUUGCUCUGAAAGCUGCAUCCCAGUGUUGCAGUGGCUGAGGACAAUGAAUUACUGUUUUCACAUUGAACCCAAAUAUUAUUUGUGGGAUGAUACCCAGUGUGUGUAGUUAAUCUCCAGUGAUUCACCACAUCAGGCCAUUCUGUCACCAAGCUCUUCCACAAUUAGAAUCAUAUAAUAGAAUCAUAGGACUGAAAGGGACCUCGAGAGGUCAUCUAGUCCGGUCCCCUGCACUCAUGGCAGGACUAAGUAUCUAUUCUGGAAUGUGUGAUCAGCAGCUCUGACAUGAGGUUUUUUAAGCAUGAGUUCUGUGUGCACCAGCCCCCUAUGGUUUGCAUUUGUUUUAAACUUUCUGUAAGAAAAAGGUAACAGCUAGAAGUGACACAGAUCUUUAGAUGGCUGCCGGUCAUAAGAUUUAGCACUUCUGUACUAUGUUAGCUCUUCAGAAUCACUGUACAAAUAUUAAACAAACUUAAUCUUAAGA
Messenger RNA from Dermochelys coriacea (leatherback sea turtle), 7283 nucleotides. RefSeq names its product probable pleckstrin homology domain-containing family N member 1. The coding region runs from base 370 to 1500 and encodes 376 amino acids. The transcript has 12 exons. The record is from RefSeq and is a predicted model, not a curated record. NCBI's taxonomy places the organism in Eukaryota, Metazoa, Chordata, Testudines, Dermochelyidae.